CGUCCGUUGCUUCCAUAGCAACCACGACUCUCUAAUACUGCCUGCUUGGAUUGGUUGAACAUGCAGUGAAUCUGAGCAUUGUGGUUUCUUAUUUGCUAAUAUAGGGGCGUCUGCUGUUUGAGGAAUAAAAACUUACCUAUAUACUCGACUGAGGAUAUUUAAUGAAGCUAAAUUCAUAUUUAGCCGUCCAAAAUAACAAUCUACGCCGGGUGGAGGAAGGUUGAGCCACAGGUCACUCAUGGAAACAAAGGGGGAAGCUGAAAAUGUCCAAUUCAGUUAGAAAAGUGAGACAAGGAGAAAAGUUGCCCCUGAGAUCCAGAGGAACCCAGAGCAAGGCAUCUCAUGAUCUCAGGAGGCUUCAGUCCCUGCUUGCCAAAAGCAGCCCCAGACAAGAGGCGGCAGUGUUGAGUCACAGUAAAGCACGCAGCAGUGGGACCAGCAGAUCAGGCCCACAUCCUCCAAAAGACACCAGCAGACACAGGAGUGAGAGCGACAUCAACAGUGAAGUGUCUGAACUGGAAAAAUUCAGCAUCAUGUACAAAGACCAAAGAUGUUUCAGCAGCCACCCGCUGCAUACACUGUUCUCUGACAUCCUCACGUCUUUGGUCAAGAACCGACUCUGCAGUGAAUGGAUUGACCAUGCACCAGCUGAGAAUGUCCUUAGAGUUCUGAUCUGCCUACGAUUAUUGAUCAGAGAUCCCCACCAUCAGAAAAUCCUGCAUCAACUCCAAGGUGUCAAUUUACUAGCCAGGUAUCUGGAGUCUGUCACUGCCAUGUAUAUAUCUCGUGGUGAGCAGGCGUUUGCGGUGCAGAAGCUGGUCACGAUGACCUACGUGUUUCAGAAGCUGUCUGCCGGUGAGAAUCAGAGGGUCUGGGUCACCGAGAGCGGCGCUCACAGGACUCUGGUGAAGCUCCUCUCCACCACAGAUAGCAGUGUCCUGCUGGGAGCCCUGCUGGCGCUCAACACUUUGGCUGAGAGCCCAGAAUGCAAGGAGCAGAUUGGAGAGCUGCCUAUAGUGGAGAACCUGCUCACGAUACUGCAGGAAUACGACCUCCUGUCAAAGAGACUGAGUGCGGAGCUGCUGAGGCUCCUGUCCCCGGUGUGGCAGGUGAGGGAGCAGGUGAGGGAGCUGGAGGGUCUCCCGGUGCUGCUCAGCCUGCUGUACGGGCAGCACCUGAAGCUGCUGUGGAGCGUCGCCUGGGUCCUGGUCCAGCUCUGUGAGGACCCCGACACCAGGACGGAGAUCAGGAGCUGGGGCGGGGUGCAGCAGCUUCUCCGGCUGCUCAACAGUGACAGGCAGUAUGUGUCUGACCGCUCGUCCAUCGAGACGCUCUCCAGCGCCAACGCAGCCGGCCGUAUCCAAAGACAGCACAUCAGGGAGGAGCUGAGCCGGCAGGAGGAGGUGGACAACACGAUGGCCCUGCAGUCAGCCUGCUGUACAGUGCUGACUGAACUCAGUCUAGAUGACACAUCUUCUCACCACAUUGUGCAGGAGAAUGGGGUCUAUAUAAUCACAAAGUUGAUUUUACCCAAAAACUCUGGACCAAAGGUCACAUCCUUACAGUGCUAUGCAUUUCGGACCCUCCGGUUUCUCUUUAGCAUGGAAAGAAACAGACAUCUGUUUAAGAGACUCUUUCCCACGGACCUUUUUGAGUUGUUUAUUGAUGUUGGACAUUAUGUACGGGACCUCAGGGCCUACGAGGGACUGCAAACCAAAGUUUCGCACUACACUGAAGAAGAACUUGACAGUCUAAGAGAGAGCAUCGAGGCUGUGGACCAGAACCGACCUCCCCUUAAAGUCAUCAACGGUUACUCAAUACUGGACCAUCUGGGCACCGGGGCCUUUGGAAGCGUCUUUAAGGUGCGAAAGCAGAGUGGCCAGAACCUCCUGGCCCUGAAGGAGGUGAACCUCCACAACCCGGCAUUCGGCAAAGACAAGAAGUCCAGAGACAGUAAUGUGGAGAAAAUCAUCUCAGAGCUCACAAUCAUCAAAGAACAGAUGACACAUCCAAACGUUGUGAAAUAUUACAAGACAUUUUUGGAAGGAGACAGACUGUACAUCGUGAUGGAGCUGAUCGAGGGAGUCCCGCUGGCUGAACAUUUCAGCUCUCUGAAGGAGAAGCAGCAGCAGUUCACAGAGGACAGAAUCUGGAAUAUUUUCAUACAAAUGUGUCUGGCGCUGCGGUACCUGCACAAGGAGAAGAGAAUAGUCCACCGCGACCUCUCUCCUAACAACAUCAUGCUGGGUGAAAAGGACAACGUCACAAUCACUGACUUCGGCCUCGCUAAGCAGAAACAGGAGAACAGCAAGCUGACGUCAGUGGUCGGCACCAUCCUUUACUCCUGUCCAGAGGUGGUGAAGAACGAGCCGUAUGGAGAGAAAGCUGAUGUCUGGGCUUUGGGCUGCAUCCUCUACCAGAUGGCUGCUUUACAGCCUCCUUUCUAUAGCAGCAACAUGUUGUCGCUGGCAAGCAAGAUUGUCGAGGCCACGUACGAGCCAAUUGAAGAAGGAGCUUUCUCAGAGAGAGUCACAGACAUGAUCAGAUGGUGUUUGAGUCCAGAUGCAGACCAGCGGCCCGACAUUGUGGCCGUCAGCUCCAGGAUCUCCGACCUCAUGAUGAGGCUGAUGGACGGCCUCUACGCUUCCCAGAAUGCACUGGAGAGAAGAGCAGAGAGGGACAGGAAACGAGCACAGAAGUACUUCCUGGAAAGACACGAAUGCAAAUGUCUCUCAGACCUGCCUCAGGAAAAAUCCUCAUUAAAUGCUGAAUGUCUGACUCCACGCUCCUCUGAAGCCUCCAGUUCAAACCACAGCGGGCAGAAUAUCAGUCAAGAUGAGGCCUCAGAUGUUGAUGUUGAAACUUGUGAUACCAAAAUCGACACCUCGGCUAUUACAGGAAACCACUACGGUCUAAAGUCCAGUCCCUGUGUGACACCUGACCAAAUGAUAUCUGGUGGGGAUCACACUGCUGCAAAGAUUAAACCAAGACCAGGUUCAGCGGGGCUCUGUGUCUCCCAGAAGAAGGUUCGGCUGAUCGAUGAUCCCAUUCAGAGGCUCCUCGUGCAGCUGCACAAGAUUAUUUACAUCACUCAACUUCCACCACAUCACAACACCAAACGACGGGUCGUCGAAAGAUUUAAGAAGUCUCUGUUCCACUGUGGGAGCGAUCCAUACAACCUGAAGCUGGAGCUCAGCAAGCUCCUCCAGGCUUCUCCAGAGCUGAUGGAGUCAGGUUUGACCAGUUCAGACUGGUUUCCCCUGAUCCACCACUUCACAGGAGACCACAAUGCCGCUGACAGUACAGGUGAAGGGAACCUCAAAGAUGGAGUCACCUAUCAGCAGAUGCAGGGGAUCAUAGAGGAGCUGCUGGAGGAGAGCAGCUACUACGAGGAAACACACAGCAGGAUCUCAGAGAAAAGAAAUGACCAAGACAACAAGUGACCGUCGUCCAACGUUUGCAUCAAUCUGAGGUCACAAAAACACUGUAUGUACACAAGUGAUGUAAUUAUUUUAAUUUGAAUCCAUCAUUUAUACAUAAUUUAUAAUUUUAUUUAAAACAAUGGAAAGCUUGUUUGUAUUUAAGCUGCUGACAUCUUAGCUGAGUUAAUGUUGUGAUAAGGCUGCUGUCACAUGUUACCAAAGCUGAUAUGUUAAUGUCACCACAGUAAUGAUUAGUCUGGUGAUUAUUUUCUUAAUCAAUGGAUUAAAUGUUAUGUCCAUAAAAUGCCAGAAAACAGUGAAAUAUGCUCCUGACCAUCUUGUUCAACCAACAAUCCACAAUUUGAAUUUAAGAUUUUAAAUGUGAUGUCAGAAAGCAGGAAAUCCUCAAAAACGUCAAACUCGAAUUGUGGAAUAUUUUGGAAUUGUAUUUACUUAUUUUACUGGAGAUUGAUUAGCGAUAAACUGACUAAUCAAUGCAGCUCCACUCCACACAUCUCAUCGGUUCUCAGGCACUGAUUAUUCAGACGAACUCGGUGUGACUGUGUGGGUCUCCAAAGAUAAUUUUAUAUGUGUACUAGAGCUUCAAUCGAUUAAUUUGUUAUCAAAUUAUUCAGCAACUAUUUUGAUAAAUGAUUAAUUGAGUCAUUUAUAAAGAGAAAUAAAAGUAAACAUUCAUACUUUGAUUGACAUGUUUAAACCAAAACACUUAUCAAAUCAAAAAAUGAAAAUAAUCUAGUUGGAGCUCUUAAACUCUAUUGUGUAUACAUGUGCUUGUAAUGAAGCUUAUUUAUGUUUGUUUCUGUCGGUUUAGACCGUGAGAAGCUUCUCAGAUCACAGUGAACCGGCCUGUAACAACUGACUUAACCUCGACGCUAUCAAAGCUUUUUAUCUUCUGUCUGCUGGGUUCAGCUCGUGUGAAGCUCUCAGUUUUGUUAUUUCAGGUUUGUCUGCAUUUAGCACUUUAACUUCUCAGGAUCAGACUCAGCAGUUUGACUGUUUUAACUCCUCGCUGCGGGACGGCGUAUCACAGCGUGUGUUUCAAAUGGCUGCGGGCCAAAAUGUCCUCAUUCUGUUGACUUUCAGAGAGCUGAUAAGAAACCAAACCUUCACCUUGGUUCAGAAUCACGUUGCAGUUGUCUGACUGCAGCUGUUGGCGGACCGUUUUUUUAAAAUCUGUUCCACUCUCGCUGUACUUUAACUAUAUGUUGACAUGCACUUUGUAAGUAUAUUCACUGUACAUUUUCAUUGAGGAGGGCAGCUGAAGGGCUCUGUAUGCACUUUGAUCCAAAAGGGUUUAGACAGUAUCACCUGUAUAAGGAAUGUAUGAUGAUGCAGUAACUCACAGAUUAAACGAUAUUUAAUGCA
Molecule: messenger RNA, 4808 nt
Organism: Acanthopagrus latus (yellowfin seabream)
Lineage: Eukaryota; Metazoa; Chordata; Actinopteri; Spariformes; Sparidae
Gene: nek10
Product: NIMA-related kinase 10
Exons: 36
Coding region: 264-3443 (1059 amino acids)
Biological process (GO): protein phosphorylation
Molecular function (GO): ATP binding; protein kinase activity; protein binding
Source: RefSeq, a predicted model, not a curated record